AAAAAAAAGGAAGAUUGGCAACAGAUGUUGGCUCAGGGCCAAUCUUCCUAAAAAAAGAAAGAAAAAUAUGGGAAAGAUAUGAGCAGACAAUUCAUAAUGAUAUUAAAAUUGUCAUUAAACAUAGAGAAGAGCAAAAUAAAAUGCCAUUGAGAUACUACUUCUAACCUAUCAUAUUAGUGAAAAUUAAAAAUAGUCACACAGGUUGGAAAGGGUGUAGGGAAACAAGCACUCUCCUAUAUUGCUGAUGGGAAAGCAAAAAUGAAUCUUAGGCUCCGGGGAGGGGACAGCCUGGAGAAGCAAUUUGGAAAUCAUCUGUGCUUGGAGGGAAAUGAACAGAGAUCACCCAGGAGAGAGGAGGCCAAGGAACACUACCACUAUAGGUGGCAGCGCAGCUUCCUAGAGGGCACCAUCACCCAGGCCAUGGAGUUAGGCUGAGCUGGUCUUGAAAAUGGGCUGUGAGGCUCUGUUGCUGAGCGCUCUUGGCGAAGUCGGGUACCCUUCGUGUGAUCAGCUGUCACACCCUGCGAUCAUGAGCAUCUCAGAGAGAUGCUGUGCAAGGACCUGAAAUGCGCCAGGUAAAGCACCUGCGGUAAGGAAGUCGCCUGCCUCCUGCUCUCUCGGUGACUCCCUCUUGGUCACCCGCCCUCCCCACCCCCACGGUCCGCAGCUGCCAGUCCCUCGGGGAUGGGGUGGGGGGGCGGGGCGGGGGCCGAGCCCUGUGACGCGGUGCUCACGUGACCGGCCGGGCGCCGACGUGGGCAGCAGCCCGCGCACUCGCUCGCCGCCCUGCGGUCCCGUCGCCCGCGCGGAACCAGCUCCCCGAGCUGCCCGGCUGGCGGGCGAGGGGCGAGCGGGCUUCAGCGAGCCCGAGGAGGCGCAGGCCGUCCCGGGCCCGCAGGUCAGUGUGGAGGUCUUCGUGUCUGUUCCCAGCACUCUGCUAGGCUAGAAAAGGAGGAACCUGUCCAGAAUCUCUGCAGGACAGGAAAAGGAGAGGAAAUCUCAACAUGGAAAAACUCUGCAAUGAAAAUGAAGGAAAGCUGGAAAGUGAAGGAAAGACACAAGAUGAAGUAGAGCCUGAAGAUGAAGAAAAGUCAGAUGAGGAAGGAAAACCAGAAGUAGAGGGGCAGCCAGGGCACAAGGGAAAGCUCCAGAAUGAGGGACAGCCAGAUGAUGAGGCACAACCAGCAGAUAAGGGAAAGCAGGACAAGCAGGGCCAGUCCGAAGAUGAGGGAAAACCACAGGGCGGCGAGGGCAAGCGAGAAUCCCAGGCAAAGCCAGAGAGCGAGCGGCGGGCUGCCGAAAAGCGCCCGGCUGAAGAUUAUGUGCCCCGGAAAGCGAAAAGGAAAACCGACAGGGGGACGGACGACUCCCCCAAGGACUAUCAGGAGGACCUACAGGAAAGGCAUUUGGGCAGUGAGGAGAUGAUGAGAGAAUGUGGAGAUAUGUCAAGGGCUCAGGAAGAGCUAAGGAAAAAGCAGAAAAUGGGUGGUUUUCAUUGGAUACAAAGAGAUGUACAGGAUCCAUUCGCCCCAAGGGGCCAACGUGGUGUCAGGGGAGUGAGGGGCGGAGGUCGGGGCCAAAGGGGUUUACAUGAUAUCCCCUAUCUUUAAUGCCUGUGGCCUUGAUUCUGAUUUCUCUGAUGGGAAUAUUGCCAACCCUGCUUUCCCUGGCAGGCAUUUGCCAGGCUAUGUGCUUUAACCUUAAGCUGAUACUUUGCUUUAGGUGUCACUCUUGUUACCAGCAGCCUUUUGAUCCAACUACAGUGCUCUGUCUGUCAGUGGGGGAUUUUCACCCAUGUGCAUGGAAGAGUUGUUCGUGGUACAUUGUAAAAUAACAAUAAAGAAAAAACAGUUUUCAGAACCGCAUACACAGCAUCAGCCCAU
Messenger RNA from Equus quagga, 1883 nucleotides. Its product is annotated as transcription elongation factor A protein-like 3. The coding region runs from base 1005 to 1610 and encodes 201 amino acids. The record is from RefSeq and is a predicted model, not a curated record. The transcript has 3 exons. Lineage: Eukaryota; Metazoa; Chordata; Mammalia; Perissodactyla; Equidae.